AUGUCGGAAGGCGGUGGCGUGUCCCGCUGCUGCUGCAGCUUCAUCAUCACCUCCGGUUUCACUGCCCUCUUCAUGUGGCUGAGCCUGCGCACCCAUCGCCCCACCUGCUCCCUCCAACGCUUUUAUGUCCCCGCCCUCAACACUUCCCUAAACUCCACUACAAACCACACCAUUCUCUUCGAUCUCAAGCUCGAUAACAACAACAACGACAAGGGCGUCCAUUACGACACCAUCAACCUCACCUUCUUCUACACGGCCACAAAUGGGUCCAACCUCCGGAUCGCCAAUGGGUCAGUGCCUGGAUUCUACCAGGGCCACGGGAAGAAGGCUCGCCGGAAAAACCAAGCUGUGGUGGCCCAAGGGGCGCCGUGGGUGGUCACGAACGGGUCGAGGGUGGGGUUCAAGGUGGGGUUGGCAACGAGGGUGAGGUACAAGAUCUUGUUUUGGAACACAAAGAGGGAGGGAGUGGUGGUUAGCGGCAACGUGGAGGUGGAUGGUUCCGGUGGGAAGGUGGGGAAGAAGGCAGUCAAGCUCAAGUCGUUGUCGCCGGAAUUGGGGGUACUUUGGAGGGUGGGAUUUGUGGGGGGUUUCGCUUACUUGGUCAUUUUAUUAUUGUGA
Molecule: messenger RNA, 618 nt
Organism: Striga hermonthica
Lineage: Eukaryota; Viridiplantae; Streptophyta; Magnoliopsida; Lamiales; Orobanchaceae
Source: the annotation of a GenBank genome assembly